AUGUCGGCCGCGGACAUUGAGCAGAUGAACAAGCUUCGCAAGAGCCUGGGCUUGCCAUUAUUGAACGUAAGUGGACAACCGCCACCUACAUCUGAAGGGCCAACAUUCAAAUCACAUUCUCCAAGCGAUGACGAAGGACAAAGCGACGACGAUGAUGGAGACGUUGCCUCCACACUCGAAACUCGUGAAGCCGCCGGAUUUGGCAAUUGGAAGGCCUUGCAAGAGGAGGAGAAACGGAAGAUUGCCAGAGAAAAGAGGAAAAAGGAAAUCCAGAGGGCCCGAGACGUCGCAGCCAGGGCGACGAAACUCGAAGGCAAAGGUUUAGGAGAGGCCGACGACGAUGGCGAUGUCGACGCGAAGGCUUGGUUGAAAGGCCAGAAGAAGCGCCAACAUAAGAUCGAACGGGAACGUGCUGAUCGCCUAGCCAGAGAAUUGGCCGAGCGAGAGGCGCAGGCAGCCAUCGUAUACUCCUCUAAAGAUCUUGCUGGUGUACAAGUUGCCCAUGAAAUCGGAGAUUUCGAAGAUGGAGAGUCCGAACAUAUUCUCACGUUAAAAGAUCAAGAGAUCGGGCAUGAAGACGAGAGUGAUCAAGAUGAUAUCCUGGAGAAUAGCGAUAUCGUGGCAAAAGACAAUCUGAAGGAGAAACUCGACUUGAAGAAAAAGAGGAAGGUGUACGAUGUCAAUGACGACUCAGAACAAGGUCUCCUCUCACAGUAUGACGAUAAGAAGCGAAAGGCCUUCACUUUGGACGGACAGGGGGCUACAAUCGAGGAACGGGAUGCUAAACGCCAGCAGAUCGGGGAGAAAUUGAAGAACAGCUUCAGUCUUGACGUAUUGAAGCCAGAUACGCAGUCCGACUAUAUGGAGAUCAAGAUCAAGAAACCUAAAAAGGAGAAGAAAAAAUCCAAGCGACAGAAAGCCGAAGAUGAAGAUGACAUUUUUCCUGUACAAUCAACUACAAACGGUGACGCUAUGGAUCUUGAUUCUGCUUCAGCCACAAUGGCUCCCACCACUGCGAAGACUCGAUUUUCGGAAGACAACUUCAACGACGACGACGAUCUUGCUAGCGCGCUGUCGAGAAGCAGACGGGCCGUUCUGAAGAAACAGAAGAGAAGACCAGAAGAUAUUAUUAAGCAGUUGAAACAAGAAGAAGAACAGGCAACUCCAGAAAUCGAGGCUGAAGGUGGGCUUGUGCUUGACGACACUACAGUCUUCCUCGACAAUAUCUCCUCAAGACCGAGAGAAGAAAUUCUCGAACGAACUGUGCAGAAAUCUGUAGAGCAAGCAGAAGCUGCGAGCCCUGAUGAAGAUCAGCCGAUGGGCGAGGCGUACAGUGGCAUUGAGAACGAAGCCGAGCUUUUGGACCGCUUACGUCGCGAACAAUCAACACAUACCCCAGAGGUCCCUCGCGCAGGACUGGAUGAGGAGAAAACAAUGGACCAAGGUUUAGGAGCCGCACUUAGUCUUUUGAGACAACGAGGGCUUGUCAAGGAGAGUGACUCUGGUGACAAAAAUAAGCUAUACAAGGACCGUCAACAAUUCAUAAUUGAGGCACGAUUACGAGAGAAUGAAGCGGAGACCCGGGCUCGAAUGCAGCGUGAGCGAGACCGACAAUCAGGGAAGCUGACAGGACUGUCGGUCAAGGAGCGAGAAGAGCAUGCUCGUUGGCAGAACACGCAGCGGGAACAUCAAACGUCGAUUCAGGCAGCAGCCGCCUUCAAUCGGGAGUAUAAGCCAGAUGUCAAUUUGAAAUAUAUCGAUGACGAUGGGCGGUCAAUGAACCAAAAGGAAGCGUUCAAGCAUCUCAGUCACCAAUUCCAUGGUAAAGGUAGCGGGAAGAUGAAGACGGAGAAGCAUCUCAAGAAGGUCGCUGACGAAAAGAAAAGAGAAUCCGCAAGUAUUCUCGAUAGCAGUAAAGCCACAGGUAUGAGCAAUGCUCAGGGUGCUAUGGGGAAAAAGAACAAGGAAGCUGGUGUCAGAUUGGGCUGA
Exophiala bonariae is the source of this 1989-nucleotide messenger RNA. RefSeq lists its product as uncharacterized. Gene Ontology annotation, biological process: mRNA cis splicing, via spliceosome; maturation of 5S rRNA. The coding region runs from base 1 to 1989 and encodes 662 amino acids. NCBI's taxonomy places the organism in Eukaryota, Fungi, Ascomycota, Eurotiomycetes, Chaetothyriales, Herpotrichiellaceae. The transcript has a single exon. The record is from RefSeq and is a predicted model, not a curated record. Gene Ontology annotation, cellular component: U4/U6 x U5 tri-snRNP complex.